GGUGAACAAAACUCAACUCUACCCGGAAGCAACAACGAAUCGUACGAAUCGUUGUUGGAGACGUUUGCUUUUCCUUCCGCUUGAACCGUGAAAACAGUCCUGUAGGAGUAAUUCCCACACAGAAUUUGCGAGGGAAUCAAAGAUGGAGAGCAAAGGUCACCACGAUCACCCUAGAAGAAGAAGAAGAUCAGGGAUGACAAAUACAACCCAUUCCUCUUCUUCUUCUUCCAGAGAACCAUCGUCGUCCUCAUCCUCUUCCCUGCCGAAUGGUAAAUCCCAAUCCAAUCCCACCACAAGAGCGAGACCUUCAAACCCUAACCUCAGUAACAAUAUCAACAUCGGUCAUCAGGAUAAUUCUACUGUUCCACACCCGGAAAACAUAAAUACCCAACAACAAGAAGAACAAUAUGGGGAGGAGGAUAUGAGCAGAUCCUCAUCCUUAGUUGGAACUUGCCCUUUUAUGUGCCCCGUUGAGGAAAGGUUGCAACGUGAGCGGGUACGGGAUUUAUCUGUCUUUGAGAGGUUAAAUGGAAGUUACGGGAAAACAUCUUCUAGUCUAGCUGUCAAAAAGUUUUGCAGAACCAUAUCCACAAGAACCAUUCAAGCUUCGGAUGUGCGGCCUCUCCCAGUUCUCGAAGAAACUUUGAGCUACCUCUUAAACUUGUUGGAUUCUGAUGAACAUCCUUUUGAAGUGGUUCAUGACUUCAUCUUUGAUAGGACAAGGUCCAUAAGGCAAGAUCUCAGUAUGCAAAAUAUUAUCAACACGCGUGUAAUCCAGAUGUUUGAGAAAAUGGUUAAAUUUCAUGUUAUUUCCCACCACAAACUUCGAAGAUGUAGUGGCAGUCUAAAUAUUUCUUCAAUGCAUCACCUCAAUAUGGAGCAGCUGAUGAAGGUUUUGACUUCUCUAUUUCAUCUCUAUGAAGCAAAUCGGAAGUCCCAGUCCAUCUAUGAGAACGAAGCUGAAUUCCGUUCACUUUACGUGCUACUUCAUCUUAGUUCUGACAGCAAGCCAGCGGGGGAGCCACUGUCAUUAUGGUUUCGUCAUCUGUCUCCCAUUCUAAAAUCAAAGGAAAUGUGUUUCGCCCGAAGAGUGUUAAGCAGGUACUAUCGUUUUGGCAAUUACAAGCGCUUCAUCCAUAUUAUAGCAACUGAGGCAUCCUAUCUUCAGUAUUGCAUGGUUGAACCUUACAUAAAUGAGGUUCGAGCAUUGGCAGUGUCAUGCAUUAAUUAUGGAGGUUACAAGCUUUAUCCAUACCCAUUGGAAGACCUAUCAAAACUCUUGAUGAUGAAGGAAUCAGAUAUGGAUUCCUUCUGCCGUGAUUGUGGUCUUGAGACGUCCACAGAUGAAGUAGGGAAGAACUUCUUACCUACCAAGCAAACAAGUUUUUCCCGUCCAAAGGGAGGCGUUAACUACUGCCUAGUCGGUUCAGAAUUUGUUUAAGCUAAAAUAUGAUCACCGCCUGUUUCAGUGUAUACGCUGUCGGCUCCAAGCUCCCAUUUUUGACUAUGAUGAUGAUGAUGCUGUAUGUUUGUCUUUUGAAAUAGUUAAAAUCAGUCUGGCCCUGGGCUGCCAUUGUUUGUACUGCAUUUGAAAGGGUGCUGGUAGGUGCUCCUUCCACACUCCUCCCCUCGGAAUGGUGAAGUCAUCUGCUGUUCUCACAUGUUUUCAAAAAGAGUAAAAGGUGCAUGCGUCAAAGAUUGCUCUAGUUCAAGGAGGAGGAGCUGCGUCCCAGUGAGGGUGUUGGUAGCGACUGAAUAUCUUGUGGCAUCAACCAAAUCUCAGAAGCCAGAUUUGGAAUCCUCCGGUUGCUUCAAUUCAUUCUUAGCGAUCCUCUGUAUUAUGAUGUUAGUAUUUUAAUGUUCGUCAUAAAAUGAUAUUAGGAGGUUAGCGAACUCCUGUUGCUGUGGUACCAUCCGAGAUGUAAGACAUUAUCUAAACAUCCUGAAAGGUAGCACCCGACGGUUUCUUGUUAUGUGGCUUUUAUGGAUCUACGACCAUAUUAGACUAUUAGUGACGGAUUGUUGUGACAUAUUACAAUAGUGGGCAUGUUCAAUUUGAUCGCAUCUUUAAAAUC
Messenger RNA from Rhododendron vialii, 2075 nucleotides. RefSeq names its product SAC3 family protein C. Gene Ontology annotation, biological process: mRNA export from nucleus. The record is from RefSeq and is a predicted model, not a curated record. The transcript is spliced from 9 exons. NCBI's taxonomy places the organism in Eukaryota, Viridiplantae, Streptophyta, Magnoliopsida, Ericales, Ericaceae. Gene Ontology annotation, cellular component: transcription export complex 2; nucleus; cytoplasm. Bases 143 to 1441 code for a protein of 432 amino acids.